Molecule: messenger RNA, 634 nt
Organism: Canis lupus familiaris (dog)
Lineage: Eukaryota; Metazoa; Chordata; Mammalia; Carnivora; Canidae
Product: keratin-associated protein 21-2-like
Exons: 1
Coding region: 36-329 (97 amino acids)
Source: RefSeq, a predicted model, not a curated record
CUUGCAAACCACCUGAAUUCUCUUCUCCUGACAACAUGUGUUGCAACUACGGGAACUCCUGUGGCUAUGGCUGCGGAUGCGGCUAUGGCUAUGGAUGUGGCCCCUAUUCUGGCUGUGGUUAUAGAACUGGCUAUGGCUGUGGCUAUGGCUGUGGCUAUGGCUCAGGUUAUGGCUGUGGCUGUGUCUAUGGCUCAGGCUAUGGCUGUGGCUGUGGCUAUGGCUCAGGAUGGGGCUGUGGAAGAGGCUCCAGCUAUGGAUGUGGAUAUGGCUCUGGCUGCUGGGGCUACCGGCCCCUUUGCUAUAGAAGAUGUUAUUCUUCUUGCUGCUAGAUCACCACUCUCCAAGCACCAUUAUCUUCUGAAAUGACAUCUAAAGAGACAAUUGAUUUAAGGAUCCAUACCCCAAGAUUUCUACGUUCAGAAAACUGCAUACUUGACAUAGCCUUUGUCAUCCAAUGAAGAUUUGUUAAGAUGGCAUAUUGUGGCUCUGGGCCGUGUGGCAUCAUCUGACUAUUUUCCAAAUGUUGGUCAUUGUUCCCUUAAUCUAGAUGCUGUGUUGUGACUGUGCCAGUGAUCCUAACAUCCCACAGUUGGGCAAAAGCUUAUUCUCAAUAAAAAUGCUUCUUUUCUUUUGA